This is a messenger RNA of Pecten maximus, 911 nucleotides long. RefSeq names its product NADH-ubiquinone oxidoreductase subunit 8-like. The coding region runs from base 16 to 792 and encodes 258 amino acids. Gene Ontology annotation, molecular function: 4 iron, 4 sulfur cluster binding; NADH dehydrogenase activity. The record is from RefSeq and is a predicted model, not a curated record. Gene Ontology annotation, cellular component: membrane. The transcript has 7 exons. Lineage: Eukaryota; Metazoa; Mollusca; Bivalvia; Pectinida; Pectinidae. Gene Ontology annotation, biological process: mitochondrial electron transport, NADH to ubiquinone; mitochondrial respiratory chain complex I assembly.
UUAACAACAGCUCCCAUGCGCAGUGUUACGUGUGCGCAUAUCAGGUUGCACACUUGUAUGUUACGAAGCAUUUGUACAUCUAACAAUGUGAGUCUUGCAGGAUUUGGUGUGUGUAAUGAGUUACCUCCCUUGCUUGAAGCUCUCAUGUCCUGUAGGACAAACAUGGCGACCCUGAAACUAUUUUCGUCGAGUCGGUCAGUACAUACCACACUACAGAAAUUGGUACGACCAGGCGCCUGUGUGUACCAGCAGAAGAGGACAAAAUACAUGAAUAUUACCAAAGAUCCCAGUCCUUCUAAUUUUGGUGGCAUGUCGAGCGAUCACGUUGCUAUUCUAUUCCUCAGGGAAACUUUGAGAGGACUUGGAAUUAUCACUGGUAUGAUGUUUAAGGAACCUUCCACCAUCAAUUACCCAUUUGAGAAGGGGCCUCUGAGUCCACGUUUCCGAGGAGAGCAUGCCCUCCGUCGCUAUCCGUCUGGGGAGGAGAGAUGCAUUGCAUGUAAACUGUGUGAAGCAGUUUGUCCAGCUCAGGCUAUUACCAUUGAAGCUGAACCGAGGACAGAUGGCAGUCGACGGACAACGAGAUAUGAUAUUGACAUGACAAAAUGUAUUUACUGCGGCUUCUGUCAAGAGGCAUGUCCAGUGGAUGCUAUUGUUGAGGGUCCCAACUUCGAGUAUUCAACAGAAACACACGAGGAGUUAUUAUAUAACAAAGAAAAGUUGUUACACAACGGAGACAAAUGGGAGGCUGAGAUUGCUGCUAAUCUUCAGGCCGAUCACCUCUAUAGAUAGACUUGAACAGUGUAGACACCCAGACAGAUUGUACAUACUUACUGUAUACUAUUGUUAAGAAUAACACAGCUGUACUCAUUCUUCAAUGUAUUGGUUUGACAUGUUGUGCAUUGGAGGAU